UUCGAGGAUGCCUACCUAACGCCGUCCUCUCCAACCGUUCCGAUAAGGGAAAGAAACAGUAGGCACAAGAAUCAAUGGCGUCUUCUUCCGCCUCUUACUGGCUCACAGCUUCCUUGGCCUUCAUCCUCACCGUCCAGCUCCUCCUCCUCCGCGAGUCCCAGGCUCAACUGAGCUCCACAUUCUACGACAGCUCGUGCCCCAACGUGUCGUCGAUCGUGCUCGACCAGGUUCAGCAGGCUCAGAAGUCCGACACUCGGAUCCUCGCCAGCCUCACUCGACUCUUCUUCCACGACUGCUUCGUAAACGGUUGUGAUGGAUCCAUUCUGCUGGACAACAGUUCUACCAUAGUGACCGAGAAGGACGCCGUUCCAAAUAAUAACUCUGCGCGGGGGUUCGACGUCGUCGACAACAUCAAAGCUGCAGUGGAGAAUAGUUGCUCAGGCAUCGUCUCCUGCGCCGAUAUCUUAGCUCUCGCAGCUGAAGUUUCUGUGAACUUGUCAGGAGGACCCAAAUGGAGCGUGCUACUGGGAAGGAGGGACGGAACCACCGCCAACAUCACCGCUGCAAACAACCUGCCGGGCCCCCGCGACAACCUCACCACGCUGCAACAAAAGUUCAACGAUGUCGGCCUCAAUGACACCGAUCUGGUUGCUUUGUCGGGCGGUCACACCUUCGGCCGCGCGCAGUGCCGCUCCUUCAGCAACCGGCUCUACAACUUCAGCGACAACAGCACCACCGACCCGUCGCUCAACUCCACCUACUUGACCACCCUACAGAACAACUGCCCGCAGGGAGGAAACGGCAGCACUCUGAAUAAUCUCGACCUGACCACGCCGGACACCUUCGACAACAAGUACUACACCAACCUGCAGACCAAAGAGGGGCUCUUACAGUCCGACCAGGAGCUCUACGGCACCGGCGCCUCCACCGCCUCCAUCGUCGACCAAUUCGCGGCCAACCAGACCGUCUUCUUCGAGAGCUUCAUCGCGGCGAUGAUCAACAUGGGGAAUAUUAGUCCGCUGACGGGCAGCAAUGGAGAGAUCAGGAGCGACUGUAAGAAGGUCAAUGGCGCAUCCGAGCGGUAUACGAUCAGGAUGGCUGUGAAAGAUCUCUCGAGUGCUAAAGCUUGAACGUAGAAGCGUGGGAAGUUGCUUGGGAAAGUGGAUCUUUGCUUCGAGUACAAGUGGAGGAAGAAGGACUCUUCCUUCUUCCUCCUCCAGUUUGUAGUGAAUCAAGAACUAUAAUAUGCACCAUCUACCUGGGAUUUCUCACUAGAUUUAUUUUCGUUUUCA
Molecule: messenger RNA, 1292 nt
Organism: Musa acuminata AAA Group (dessert banana)
Lineage: Eukaryota; Viridiplantae; Streptophyta; Magnoliopsida; Zingiberales; Musaceae
Product: peroxidase A2-like
Exons: 5
Coding region: 75-1130 (351 amino acids)
Biological process (GO): response to oxidative stress; hydrogen peroxide catabolic process
Molecular function (GO): peroxidase activity; heme binding
Source: RefSeq, a predicted model, not a curated record